UCUGUUGACGGAGUUGCGGCAAGAGCAACUUAUCGAUAUGUCUUCAUCGUACACGGUUUUCUUUGACGAGUACUGGGUUAACACCAGUUUAACAGUUAUGAUAGUCUACGCCAUCGUGUCGUCGUUCACGGUCUUUGCGAAUUUGCUUCUUUGCGUAGCAUUUUGGAAAGAUCCCUUCGGCGAGCUAAGGAGUGUGCAGAAUUACUUUAUACUCAAUUUGGGAAUCGCCGAUCUUAUCAUGGGUAUCAUUUCAGAACCUCUGAUGGUGGUAACUUACUGGAAUAGUCACAGCCUUGUUUACUUCAUUCAUUACUUGUUCGCCAUCAUCUCCGCUUCUUGUUCUUUAAUGAACAUCACAGCGCUCUCCAUAAUCCGUUAUUUUGCCGUUAAGCAGCCCUUUCAGACGCAGAGCAUGGUAAACAAACGGAAUGUUUUGAUAAGCAUCGGUGUUAUGUGGGUAACAGCUAUUCAUUAUCCCAUUCUUCUCGUCCUAGGAUGGAGAGAAAGAGCAUUUCAGCUGUAUUUAUAUGUUUGCGGUUGCAUCAUCCCUACUAUAGUCUUUAUUGUGGCUUAUUUUCUGGUAUACCGCACGUUACAUCGCCAUACAAUUUCGUUAAGGCAUCUGGAACAAGGGAAAAGUUUGGCUCUCAGAAACGCUUUGCGCACGGAAAGAGCGGCGACACGAACAGUUUUGCUGGUCCUUGUCGUAUUUCUGAGUUUAUGGAUUCCAUUUUUGAUAAUAGACUUCGCCAUUGUUCAAUGUCGUAGCUGCAGAACCGUUGAAUUUCAUCUUGCCCGAGAUAUUACCCUUUCGCUUGUCUACUUCAGCAGCGGAAUAAAUCCGUUAAUAUAUGCCUGGCGGGUUAAGACGUUCCGUAGGGCGUUUAUCCGUGUACUGGGUCUUCAAAAGCCUCUGGAGAGGAGCGUUUUCUUUUGGAAGAGGAUCUCGAGAUCUGAGGUUUCUCUACGUUUUCGCGUUGACAGCUCUGACAAACAAACUAAGAUAAAUGAUUCAAGCAUAAAAUCAGGAUCAGAUGAUGUCAGUGAAGGCCAUGUCAAUGAAGCAUUAGAAUCGAGUUAGACUUUUUUUUUUUUAUGAAAACCCAAGAUAUCUUCUGAACG
This is a messenger RNA of Stylophora pistillata, 1122 nucleotides long. RefSeq names its product histamine H2 receptor-like. Gene Ontology annotation, cellular component: plasma membrane. The record is from RefSeq and is a predicted model, not a curated record. Gene Ontology annotation, biological process: G protein-coupled receptor signaling pathway. Gene Ontology annotation, molecular function: G protein-coupled receptor activity. Lineage: Eukaryota; Metazoa; Cnidaria; Anthozoa; Scleractinia; Pocilloporidae.